Molecule: messenger RNA, 174 nt
Organism: Striga hermonthica
Lineage: Eukaryota; Viridiplantae; Streptophyta; Magnoliopsida; Lamiales; Orobanchaceae
Source: the annotation of a GenBank genome assembly
GAUUAUUACAAGACAUUAGAGGUGGAUUAUGAUGCCUCGGAUGAAGUUAUUCGUUCGAAUUACAUUCGUCUUGCUUUGAAAUGGCAUCCUGAUAAACAGAAGAACGAAGAUGCUGCUACUUCAAAGUUUCAAGAAAUAAAUGAAGCUUAUCAGGUCGCAUCCUUCAAGAAAUGA